This is a messenger RNA of Lactuca saligna, 623 nucleotides long. The record is from the annotation of a GenBank genome assembly. NCBI's taxonomy places the organism in Eukaryota, Viridiplantae, Streptophyta, Magnoliopsida, Asterales, Asteraceae.
AUGGCGAUGCUUGAUGCUUGUGGUUUUCACCCUGUUAUAGGCAUAAAGGUGUUGGUACAAAAGGCUCUCAUAACUAUUACAGAAUAUGGAAAGUUUGAUAUGCAUGAUUUGGUACAAGAAAUGGCACACUACAUUGUUAGAGGGGAACACCCUAACAACCCUGAAAAACAUAGUAGAAUUUGGAAGAAGGAAGAUGUUCUAAAAAUAUGUGCUAUGGAUGCAAUGACGAACCUUGACAAGAUUGAAGUUAUGUAUGUUUUGUGUUCUAGGAGGGAGGAACCACAACAUGUUCUCCAGGUCGCUGCAAAUAUGAAGAAACUUCGGUGUAUUGAUUUGGGAUUUUUUCUGGAAAAAACUGAAUUGGUUAUAAUGCCAGAAAGUUUUCCACCAAGGGAGCUUUGUUGUCUAACAUUGGAAGACAUCAAUGCAAAACAACUUUGGGAGGGUUAUAAGGAUGAUCAAACUCGAUGGAUUGAGAAGCCUGAUCAAGACACCUGAUUUUGAUGGGAUUCCAAACCUUGAAAGAUUCAUAGUUGAAGGAUCUUCUUUAUUAGAAGAGAUUCAUCCAUCAUUUGGACGUUUGGAAAAGCUUGUUUGCGUACAUAUACAAAAUUGUGAAAAUC